Molecule: messenger RNA, 4599 nt
Organism: Gigantopelta aegis
Lineage: Eukaryota; Metazoa; Mollusca; Gastropoda; Neomphalida; Peltospiridae
Product: integrator complex subunit 2-like
Exons: 23
Coding region: 95-3505 (1136 amino acids)
Biological process (GO): snRNA 3'-end processing
Cellular component (GO): integrator complex
Source: RefSeq, a predicted model, not a curated record
UUGUUUUAAAGGAAAAUUAUCUUAAAAGCUUUUAAAAUUAUGAUAGACCUGUUUUUAUUCUCAAAAUCAGACAUUGUCUUCGUAUUUUAACAAAAUGUCAAAGAACUACGUACCUGUAACAAGUCGGAUUUUUCUGGCAAUGAAAAAUGUCGACAUUGAUACGCUGUCACGUUGUAGUGAGACGGAUCUGCGCCCAGUUUUGCCAAGUCUUGUGAGAAUGGCACUGUGUUCGCCUCUGGAUUCCAGCGAAGAGUGGACACAAGGACGUAAAGAUAUUCUUAAAAUACUCUCAGGUCUUGACAUCGUAAACAGUAUUGUAGCACUACUGUCGAUAGAUUUUCAUGCACUCGAGCAAGAUGUGAAAAAAGAGCAACAGUUAAGAGCUAAGAUUGGAGGGAACCAGACAGAAAGUGUACUCAUUUCCCAGCUGCAGCAUGGUUUAUGUCUAGAGUUUGAACGCAGUGAUGCGCCACGCCGUAUUCGACUUUUGCUCAGUGAGCUCAUGUUCAUCAUGACUGAGUUGCAGGUGAAAGAUCAACAAAAACCUGUACUAUUCCAGAAACAGUCGGAACUGUUUGAAAGUGAGGUGUAUUUGGAAGAAGUUUGUGAUGUGCUGUGUAUUGCACAAGCAGAACUGCCAAAUCUGCUUCCUAUGACAGAUCUGGCAGAGGCGUUGCUGUGUGUCAAGAAUGGAGCUGGCUUGAUUUGUCAACUAGUAGCAAAUUGUCCCGAGAGUUUUACAGAAGUGUGUAGAAGUCUGGUUUCUCACGGAGAGCGGCAGGAUGAGGAGUCGGUGAGCGGCCGGCUGCGGCUGGACAUGCUUAAGGCUCUGUGUACCAUGAACCCCAAGGAAGCACUCAAUGUCCGACAGCUAUGUGUAAAACAUUGUACCAUGCCUGGUCUGGCUAUCUCCCUGUCUCUGCAGAUUGGUGAGAGUGACAGACAGAUGGACACACAAGAAGAUGAUUUAGUAGCUUUUGUUAGCAGCUUACUGCUUGGGAAUGACCAAGCAAUUCGAAUGUGGUUCUCUCAGUUUGUGAAAGUUGGACAAAAGAAAAAGUGUGACUCACCUGGCUCAUUGCUUCAGGCAUUGCGUGACAAUCUUCUUGGACAAGUGGCUCUGCUGCUGCCCAAGAAAUAUGAACUGAUGAGUGAAGGCAACGUGGUUAAAGCCAGCAGUAUGAUAAAGUUGUACUGCGCACUCAGGGGCAUGGCUACUCUCAAGUACUCAGAAGAAGAAAUGUCAUCACUGCUGGAACUUAUCACAGCAAGACCGCCGCCAUCCAAAACUGGUGCUCACUUCAUAUGUCUGGGGCUGUCCAUGCUCAUAGCAUGUCCUUAUUUGCUUGGGUCAAUGGAUCAAGAACAGCAAGCUAUUGAAUGGAUCACUUGGCUCAUGUCAACAGAGGGCAUGUUUGAAAAAGAAACUGCCAACACUACGUCAUUUGGUGAGAUGUUGUUUUUGUUGGCUCUUCACUUCCACCACAACCACAUGCAUGCAAUUGCUGAUUUGGUGUGCAACACUCUCGGCAUGAAGAGUGCUGUCAAAGCAAAUGCUUUAUCAAGAAUUCGUCAAAUCUUCACUCAAGAACUAUUCACAGAACAGGUUAUUGCUGCUCAUGCAGUGAAAAUCCCUGUGACUCCAAAUCUCAAUGCCAACAUGACUGGUUAUCUCCCCUUACACAGUAUAUGUCAGCUUUUAAAGAGCAGAGUUUUCUCCAAGCACAAAGUUCCAAUAAAAGACUGGAUCUACAAGCAGAUCUGUCACAUUUCUCUCCCUUUGCAUCCACUUCUACCUCAGUUGAUUGAAACCUACGUCAACUCAAUCAUCAUCAAAGGUGGCAAAAUGGAAUACACAAAUGAACCAAUCACAGAAGAAGAGAUUUUGGAUGUGUACAAAGACGCAAUCAGCCAUGGACACUCGAAGAAAGAAGGUUACUCCAAAAACCAGAACCUGUCCUCUCAGUUGCUUAUUCUCUAUUAUUUGUUGUUGUACGAGGAUACGUUGUUGAACAGUAUGAAAACAAUAGUGCUGUUUAAAACUGGAGUAAAGUCGUAUUCUGAGAACAUCCUGUCUAAAAUCCCCAUCAACUUCCUCAUACAGGAGGCUUUGAAGGAACAGCAGCUGUAUGCGGGCUUGUUUGCUCCUCUCACACGGUUGCUGGUCACUCAUUACCCACAUCUGUGUUUGGUGGAGGACUGGCUGGAGGAAAGUCUUACAACGAAGACGUCAGUUGGAACAGACUCGUCCUGUAGAGCUUGUACACCUUCAGCAUUCCAGUCUGCUCUAGGUAAACUGGAAAGUUGUCCAACAGCUGUCAUUCAACAUCUCAAGUACUUACUUGGACUGACAUCGGUGGAUCUCAUGCCCUACAGUGAAAUCCUCAUCAACAGUCUUCCCAGCAUGCUUCAGGAAGGAACGCCAAGGAGAGUCCUUGAUCUAGCCCAGAGUGUGUGGUUCAAAGUACAUGCUGUCACCCCAAGAAGUAUUCGGCUGUGGACGGUGAAUGCCCUGCGUCCUCGUUUAAAUACGGUUUUCAUGUCUCCACCCUUUACUGAGCAGGACCUGAUGAUAGACCCUCUUAUUGUACUCGGCUGUGAUGAAAGGGUGUUCAGGUGUCCUCCAAUUCUGGAAGUAAAUUUACGAGUGCUAGCAGCAUACACGCAGGCCUGUCGCGUUUAUCUGACGAACCACCUGCAGACCCACCCGAUCACGGACAACAACACACUGGCAGAGCAGGAACGACAGGAACUGAAGAUAGCCCUGAUUGCAGCCCAGGAGAGCGCCAUCAUUCAGAUCCUACUGGAGAUAUGCUUACCGAACAACGAUUCAGAGAAGGACAGCAGUCAGCUUUCGAACAGACGCGAAGUUGAGUGUCUCAUUUACUCCUACAUACAUCAAGUGUUUAUUGCCGAUCCUAAUCUAGCCAAGCUAGUACACUUUCAGGGUUACCCAAGAGAACUGAUAAAGUCUGUUGUGCAGAGUGUUCCUUCCAUGCACAUAUGUUUGGACUUCAUCGCUGAACUGCUAGGACAGCCACAGUCAGAGAAACAGAUAUUUGCCAUUCAGCUGACGUCUGAGUUGUGUCUCAAAUAUUCUUUACCUAAAUCUCUGAGUGUGGCGAAACUAGGCAUCAAUGUCAUGUUUACUCUGCUGACAGUGUUAGAUAGUGAGGAAAGAAUCAAAUUCUUCCUUCAGACAGUUCCAUGUUUGUUAAAUUUCUGUAAGGCUUUCCCCCCGCUGUGUGAAGACGUUACCACAUUACUGACGCAGGUUGGGCGAAUCUGUGUUUCACAACUUGCUGCCACCACAAACAUGUCAUUUUUUGAUUUCGCUCAAGAGUGUGACGUGGAUGGUGGAUCUGGUGACUACUUGUUAACAAAGAAGAGAAAGACUGUUUUACCCAGAGACACUGUCACUCUCUAUCACAAACUCUACACCAUGGUGCAAAGGACGUUUUCUCAAGUCACACAAAAAGCUCUUAUGGCAAGCAGUGUGUACUAAGUUCAGUUUAUAUCACAUACUCUAUAUCAUGGUGCAAAGGACGUUUUCUCAAAUACUAAGUUCAGUGUAUAUCACAAACUCUACACUAUGGUGCAAAGGACGUUUUCUCAAGUACUAAGUUCAGUGCAUAUCACAUACUCUAUAUCAUGGUGCAAAGGAUGUUUUCUCAAGUCACACAAAAAGCUCUUAUGGCCAGCAGUGUGUACUAAGUUCAGUGUGUAUCACAAACUCUACACCAUGGUGCAAAGGACGUUUUCUCAAGUCACACAGAAAGUUCUUUAUGGUCAGAAGUGUGUACUAAGUUCAGUGUAUCAUCAAUACAGUGUCAUAAUCUAAUGCACACAAAAUGUGUUUUUAGGUUUUCAUUCAAAACUUUUCUUUUAUAUUAUACAAUUGCUAUUGAGACAGACAUUUUAGAUGAAAAAAAUUGUUAACAAACUAUUUAAUAUUAAGGUGCUAUAAAACAAAACAAAAAGUCAUGAAAUUUAUGAAUUUUAUCUCUUGUCUGUUAGGUACAUACUAUUUAAAAGAUAGUUUAUUUUGAUUUUGACAUACUCGGUUCAAAAUCAUAUAUAGUCUGAUGGGCUGACCCCAGUGUCACAUUUUAUAUUUAUGCCAACAGGGUCAUUGUGAUACCGUUAGAUACGAUUUCUGUUGCCAACAAAAAGGUUUCAACUUUCCAGUUAACAUCAAGGGCCAUGUUCCCAAAGAGGCCAGUUGUUACACCAUACCGACAUCGCAAAAACAUGCUAACGCCAUACUGACGUCACAAAAACAUGCUAACGCCAUACCGACUUCGCAAAAACAUGCUAACGUCAUACCGACGUCGCAAAAACAUGCUAACGACAACAUAACGAUAUAGUGAAAUAUCAAUGCAGCAGCCAUUUUGCAUGCAUGAAGCCUAAAUACAAGGAUAGAGAGUUGUCAUGAUUCAUUACGAAAAAACAUGCAAUGAAUGACACCAUAACAACAAGACCGGCGUCGUGGUUAGGCCAUCGGUCAACAGGAUGGUAGGUACUGGGUUCGGAUCCCAGUCGAGGCAUGGGAUUUUUAAUCCAGAUACCGACUCCAAACCCUGAGUGAGUGCUCCACAA